Parastagonospora nodorum SN15 is the source of this 2142-nucleotide messenger RNA. RefSeq lists its product as hypothetical. The record is from RefSeq and is a predicted model, not a curated record. The transcript is spliced from 2 exons. Bases 1 to 2142 code for a protein of 713 amino acids. Lineage: Eukaryota; Fungi; Ascomycota; Dothideomycetes; Pleosporales; Phaeosphaeriaceae.
AUGGUGAAAGUAAAGGAUUUGAAUUAUCCGCCGUACGAAGCCAGAAACCCAGAACGCUGGCGCCUCCCGAACACUAUCACGAAAUCAAUCUGUCUUCUCGCUGGUCGCGAAGCCAGCACUGCACUCCGCAUUGCACUUGGGGGGCACGUUGCUGCGAAUGCAGCGCACGAGGCUACUUACUACGAGCCAUUUACAUACUGGGACUGGCAUGGUGUAGCACCAGAUGAUACCUAUGCGCGGGAAUACAAGAGACAGCGCAUGUGGGAGCACCAUGGAGGCUUUGAGGUUAAUGGAUUAGCUCAUGGAUAUCCGACUCCAAGAGAGAGGUGGGAGGCGUUUAAGAAGAAUGUGGAGAUGGAUCGCAGAUGGGUGAAAAAAAUUGCCGUCGCGCAUUGGAUGGAUAUACAUGAUCUGGAUUGGAUUCUUACCGAACUCAAUGAACUCAAAGGCUUAGACCUAAGCGACGCACCCACGAGCAAAGCAGGAGUGCAACAUCCUUGGGCCUAUCUUAUCAAGCCAGUAGCAGACUGGGACAGUCUCAGUCCGCCCCUAUCCAUAAUCACGUGGCUGGGUGUCCCGGACUGUCGCAAUUCGAUCAAUAAAUUCGCCCUGGACCUUAUUCAGGUACUCUUACAACGCUGCACUAGCCUUCGGACCUUGUCGAUACGAGGGAGACAGUCAGAAGGCAAGCCAGUGAACGCUCACGACUACGUCUGCAAGUUGCCAUAUAUGAUUGCGACGCAUGUUCCAAAAAGCGUAACGACACUCGAGCUUCGACUUCCAUUCCCGCACCUCGACCGCCUCGCCAAUGUUUUGAGAGAUAGUAAAUCGUCUAUCAAUUGCAUUGGGAUCGAUUUUGGGGCAUGGGUGCAAGAAUAUCCAAAGAACCCUGUUGCAACGAACGAGCUUAGAAAGUACGCCAUCAAGGAGGCUGCUAUACUUGCAGCACAAAAGGCUCGCUUCGAAGCAUACGAGAAAGUGCACACCGAGAUACUUGGAGCUGGAAAGACAUGGAUCCUAGAUCAGUCUCAAUUUGGCCAAGGACUGGAACAAGACUAUUUGGAACAUGCAAAGCACGCCUUUGAGCAUGACUUCUAUGCUCAGGAAAGCGGUUCGGUGUCAGUCUCUCUCGACUGGGCAUUACAACCUGGGGGCUCGAGGUGUGGGUUAGAAAAAGCCAGCCAUCACAAAGACUUGUUCCACUAUGUCGAAUUCACGGAUGACAGCACAUUACCUGCGAUGCUAAGCGGACUUCAUCAGUUCGGCAGAGCGCAUAAGGAUAUUGAACUCUUCACAUUGAAGCCCGAGUGGCAAGAGAAGAGCAUGGAUCCUGUGCAUCCGUUUGCGUUGGUGCAGGCUGGUGCACCUUCAGACGCAACUUCGAUGUCUAAAGUCUACCAGUGGCUUAACAGCACGUUCAAAUGGCGACCGAUAUUUGAUUGGGACAGCUUCCCCGGUCCAACCCCCAAAGGUUCUCACGAAGCCUUACUUCAACGAUGGAACCUCGACCCAAAGCUGAAACCCGAACAACUCCUCGACACAAUCUUAACACAAUUCAGCCUCCUUAACGACACCAAUAUACCAAUCCACAUCCUUCUCGGCCGCCGGCACCCAGACAAACCAAGCCUGUACUGGGUCACCCCCACCUCCCCUCCAUCCACCAUGGAAAGAUACCUCAGAACAUCCUUCGAAUUCAACCUCAAGCCCAUUGCGCCCCUCAUCUCUACCUUGUCGAUAAUAUACGACCUUCGCAGCCCCAUAUCUACCAGCACCACCCCCUCCCUCUCAACAGUAACCUGCCCCCGUCCCAUCUGCCCAUGGCACAAAACCUGCCCCUUCCCCAUCCACUCAACAUGGCCCACUUCAUCCCUCACCUCCUCCUACGCCAAGCAAAAAAUGGCAAACAGCAAACCCAUAAAGAUGGCCGACCCGAGUCUGCCUGACCUUGCGCCCAAUACCGCUUAUCUACCACCUACAGGGCCACCUUUCCCAAUAUCCAGAACACGAAGAAACCCUGUCUAUUGCGAGAAGAAACUCCGCUUUCGCUCGCGAAGCCAUUGCGUGGCAGAGAUUCUGGGCCGAAUAUGCGUCACGGCUCACGGGGCUGGAGACGCUGAAUGUGCGCAUGCCGAAGGCGUUUGA